AUGUCGGGAGAAGGCAAGUGUGUGGCUGGUCACAUUCUCAACGCCUACUACUUUCUCUGUCUGAACUACAACUUCAAGCGUGUGUUCGAGUGUCAGAGAACGUGUAACGCCGCAUACUACGACAAAGAUACAUUCUCUCUACCAUGCCUGAAACACCCGAUGGAUGAGAUCAUUCUCGUAGGCUUUUCACGGGGAGGGUUCACUGUUCGUUGCCUAGCUGCAUUCAUUGACAAGGUCGGUCUUCUGCGGCGCAAAGGUCUCGCUUUCCUGGAGUCAUUGUUCGAGGAGUGGAAGAAUGGGAAAGACAUUACAAAGUCCAUCGACAAACUUCAGACCAAUGGGCUUCUUGUCAGAACGAGAAUCAAAGUCCUUGCAGAGUCGGACACCGUUAGUUCGAUCUUCAGCCGCGAAUUCUCGUUCGUGGGAGCCUCUGUACCAAGUUGUGUCGAUUCAGCUUUUCACGCAAUAUCGAUACACGAGAGACGUUUUGGAUUCGACCCUAUGCCCUACCGUACGGCUGGCAUGAGAACAACCGUACAGCAAUGUGCGUUCGUGGUUUGUCAUUCCGACAUAGGCGGAGGUAGCGAAGAUUCAGGAUCGUCAAUGCUGCCGUUCGUCUGGAUGAUCUCUGCUAUACAGAGUGCGUCUAAGGCGCGUUUGGACAAGUUCGUGAUGUUCAGAUAUUACAUGCCACUAGCAAUCGAGUUGCAGCCUACUUCUGGUCAGUGGCGUAGUAUGCUAGAUUGGAAGACAUCAAAAGAACCUAUUGCCAACAAGGGUACUUUCAUCAGCUCCAGCGAGUCAAAAGGAUAUCUCAAGUGCUCACAUCGCGGUUGGUGGGCAGUUUGGAAGCGCGUCACCCCUGGCCGCUUCGUGCGCCCACGGUAUAAGUACUGGUGCGCCUUCAAAAAGACGAAUCUUGUAGAAAACACAGGCUCUCCGAAGCGCUCUUGGACUCAAUACCUUUGCAAGAUUGGCAGUGUUUUAUCACUUGGAUAUCUUCAGGAACCCCAUGUCGUAAAGCAACAUAGCAUUGUAGAGGAUGUGCCUCGCGAAGCCAAGACGGAUGUAGGCCUCACAAUUCACUGGACGGUCCGCAUGUUGCAAGAACGGUACAAGCAUAGUGUAGGGUGUCUGCCUGGCUACAAGGCCCAAGCAAGGGAUGAGUCAGUAGGACCGCUCAUUCUCGAUCGUGAUGAGCAGGGUACACGGCUUUCUCGAUACAUUUGGCGUAAACAACACGGUUCUCAGCAUGCAAAUACCCCAGUCGACGGAACAGGUGCUUAUCUGGAAGAAUUGGAACCUAGCGAGACCGAAGUCAUGAAUUAUGAGCGAUGGUUCAAAUAUGGAAAGAAAAUUGACCCAGACAGAUCUGACGAAGAAGAAGACGAAGAGACUAGUAGCAAUGAGAGAUGGCGCAACGUGAUGGAGGAGUUCGUCCUGAAAGAAGACAUCACCGUGCCUGUUCAAGAGAGGCGGGGAGAGACAAUGCGAGAAUGGUUCCUACUAUUGCGCAAAGAGAUAGAAGCCUUGAGUCGAGAUGAUGUAACCGAGCAGAUUGCGAAUGAUAGCACGGAUGAUGACACGGAUGAUAGUCCGGACAAUGGCACAGACCAUGGCACAGACCAUGGCACAAAUGACAGACUGGAUGAGUAG
Messenger RNA from Alternaria burnsii, 1656 nucleotides. RefSeq lists its product as uncharacterized. The transcript is spliced from 3 exons. The coding region runs from base 1 to 1656 and encodes 551 amino acids. The record is from RefSeq and is a predicted model, not a curated record. Lineage: Eukaryota; Fungi; Ascomycota; Dothideomycetes; Pleosporales; Pleosporaceae.